Messenger RNA from Symbiodinium sp. CCMP2592, 561 nucleotides. NCBI's taxonomy places the organism in Eukaryota, Dinophyceae, Suessiales, Symbiodiniaceae. The record is from the annotation of a GenBank genome assembly.
AUGGCAGUCCUGCAAUCAGUGACACAGCUGUCCGACUCAGAGCCGGAGUUGGGGGGCUUCAAGAAGGGCGAGGACUCACAGCCGAAACCAGAGCCGGAGGACGCCAAGCCGAAAGCUGAGCCCAAGAAGGAACAGCCAAAGAGCAAGCCAAAGCCCCCGAAGGACGCCAAGCCGAAAGCUGAGCCCAAGAAGGAACAGCCAAAGAGGAAAGUUUGCAAGAGACCGGCCGCAGCGAAUCCCGACGACAAAAGCUUGCCCGAGAAUGAGAAGCCCCAGGUCCCGGAGGUGGAGAUAGUGGAGAAGAAGCCACGCAAGGAUGACGAUCAGGGGGGCUACAGACUCAGGCCAUACAGGGCCACGAACGCGAUGGCCAUCCAGGCCACAGAGGGCGACAAGAAGCAGGUGCUGCAGGUGAAGAUCAAAGGGGCCACCUUCGAGCAGAACACAGAGAUUGCUGAGGUACUCCUGAAGUUUCUUCGCAGUGGCACGCCGUUAGAGGAAGUCCUUUCGAUGAAGUCCCAAAUGGGAAGUGAACUCGAGAGCAAGAUCGCCGGCAAGUGA